AUGGGAAGGCGAAACACAGUCCGACCCGGAUUGCGAUCUAUACGUUUGUUUGAUUUUGAGGCUUUCGGAGGCUUUGGAAAGGAGGUUCGCAGCACCCUGAGGGAGGCGGCGAACCAGCUGAGCAACAAACUUUCGCACGCUCAGCACCUGGACGAGGUCACAUGGACCACCAAGAACUGGCACGGGCUGCAGAUGCAGCGCUUGUCUGUCGUCCUCCACACCGCCGUGGCGUGGCAGACGGUGAACGAGCUAGCGUGCGGGGAGAGCGGCAUUGUGCAUGUCCGCGCCCUUGUCGUGCCAGUGUGCUGUGAGAGAGGCUUGUGUCCUAAGAAUUCUUUUCGGUUUGUGGCGGCGGCAAACAUCGGCAGGGGGCACAGGCGCCUCGUUGCCGAUUUGAAGCUCACGAGCUCGCUUGCGAGCACGGGCAAGGACACGGCCGGCGACGGAGAGCUCGGCUGGAAGGGGGCCUAUGUGCGCUUUGGCAACACGGAGACCGGGCUGCUCAAGUUGGUCAAAGGGCGCGGCAAGUGGUCUCCGUCGGAAGCGACGGCAGCGGCGGAUUGCGAUCUACGUUUGUUUGAUUUUGAGGCUUUCGGAGGCUUUGGAAAGGAGGUUCGCAGCACCCUGAGGGAGGCGGCGAACCAGCUGAGCAACAAACUUUCGCACGCUCAGCACCUGGACGAGGUCACAUGGACCACCAAGAACUGGCACGGGCUGCAGAUGCAGCGCUUGUCUGUCGUCCUCCACACCGCCGUGGCGUGGCAGACGGUGAACGAGCUAGCGUGCGGGGAGAGCGGCAUUGUGCAUGGAGUCCUCCAGUCUGUGCGCGGCCACACGCCGGAUCGGCACAAGCAUGAGGGCCGCCACGCUGCUCUUUUCCGACAGCCAAAGGCAUUGCGUUUGGCUGGUCUCGACCCUGCUACGGGCACUCUCCACGAGCGGAAGCUGGCUCGCACGAGUGCCUUCCUAUCUCUGCCGCAAGAGCUGCUCGAUGCCGUGGUCGUGCAUGCCUGCGCGAGUGGCGAGCUGCGGGCGGUGCCGACGAGCGUCCACGAAGACGAGUGGAGAGUCACUGCUGACCGGGUGGUGCAGCCGAUGGUGAUGCUGGCACGCCUCUGUGCCACCUGCGUCGCUCUCCGGAAGGCAGCACGUUCCGAAAUCGAGCGGCGUGCCAAGCGAGUCGCCGACGCGCGUGGCGGCACUCCGACUGAGGAGCCGCACUCGCUCAUCGCCCUCUACGUGCGUGCGCUCUCUGUCGCCUACCCUCCCAGGAUGAAGCCCUGGUCGUCGUUGUGCCGCAUGGUGGAGCGCUCCGGGCGAGGGAGGCGCCUUGCCCGCCACUCGUGCUGCACGGCGAUGGAAGGGACGGAAGUGCUGCUCAAGUGCGACUCGUGGCUGCAGUCGCCAGCCAACUACAUGCAGAGCCAGCCGCACAUCAACGAACGCAUGCGCGAGAUUCUCGUCGACUGGCUCACCGAGCUGGGCGAGGGUCUCGCCGAAGUCGCGACCAGCCGGGGCGUCUUGUCGCAGUCGUUCCACCUCGCCGUGGCGCUCCUUGACCAUCAUCUGGCCAGCGCCGACGGCCGCGGGACCAGCCGGCACAGGCUCCAGCUUGUGGGAUGCGCGUGCUUUGGCGUGGCCUUGCGUUACGAGGACAUCGUGCCGAGUCCGGACCGGCGCGGCUGCGCAGUCAACGACGAGGAGAUGGCGCGUGCGAUGGCGUACUUUGCCGACGCCGACGCCGACGCGACCUUCCAGGCGGAGUAUGUGGCCACUUGCCGCAAGGUGAGGCGCAUGGAACUGGCGGGGCUAGCCGCCAGCACGACGCUGGUCCUCGUCGAGCGGCUUCUGCGCGAGCUCGUGCGAGGCGUCUCGGGCGAGUUCCAACCAAACGGAGGCGGUAGGUACAUCGCCCGGCACGGAUCCGACGACCCCGAGCGCACACUCAAGUACGCGUGCCUCUACCUUGCCGAGCUCUCGCUCACGAGGUACUCGCUGCUCCGCUGGCGGCGCUCCGUCGUCGCGGCAGCGAGCGUGCGUGCCGCGUGCGUGCUGGUCGACCCGCUCGACAGGGCCAUCAUCAGCAUCGGUGCGCUCGACGACGGUCUCCUCGUCAACGCCGCUUCAGGCAGGCCAGGGCUACGCAGCCUCUUCCCGCGGCGGCUGCUCGGCCACUCGGACGACGAGACAGACGCGGCGAGCAGCGAGCUUCUGCGCGUGGUCAAGCUCGCCCCCAUCCAGACGAUCUCUGGGACGAGCCGCCCAAGCGCCAUCUUUCAGAAGUACCAGAGGCAGCAGUUUGACGCAGUGGCGGACCUGCACGUUUUGGUGCUGCUGCUGGCCGAUAACGAGCCCGCGCUGGGAGGCAGCGCUGUAUUUUAG
Emiliania huxleyi CCMP1516 is the source of this 2382-nucleotide messenger RNA. RefSeq lists its product as hypothetical. The record is from RefSeq and is a predicted model, not a curated record. Gene Ontology annotation, molecular function: cyclin-dependent protein serine/threonine kinase regulator activity. Gene Ontology annotation, cellular component: cyclin-dependent protein kinase holoenzyme complex; cytoplasm; nucleus. Bases 1 to 2382 code for a protein of 793 amino acids. NCBI's taxonomy places the organism in Eukaryota, Haptophyta, Isochrysidales, Noelaerhabdaceae. The transcript is spliced from 6 exons. Gene Ontology annotation, biological process: regulation of cyclin-dependent protein serine/threonine kinase activity; mitotic cell cycle phase transition.